Sardina pilchardus (European sardine) is the source of this 2440-nucleotide messenger RNA. Its product is annotated as 4-galactosyl-N-acetylglucosaminide 3-alpha-L-fucosyltransferase 9-like. The record is from RefSeq and is a predicted model, not a curated record. Gene Ontology annotation, molecular function: alpha-(1->3)-fucosyltransferase activity. Bases 28 to 1227 code for a protein of 399 amino acids. The transcript is spliced from 2 exons. NCBI's taxonomy places the organism in Eukaryota, Metazoa, Chordata, Actinopteri, Clupeiformes, Clupeidae. Gene Ontology annotation, cellular component: membrane.
ACUUCCUUGUAAUGUAGGCUAGUUCUGAUGAAGCAAUUUUACCGCACUGCUAUCAAAAUUCCAUUGGAAGCGGUUUUGUGCAGCCUUACAACAGUGUUUUACAGCUCUUCAAGUCACGUGCCAAUGGCUUCUACGACCACUAACAUCAAGCAAGUGAUUUUCUACCUUUUUGCUACUUGUGGACUGAUAACUUUGCCGCUGUUUUUUUAUUCCUUUGGCAAUCAGUCAUCCACAGUCUGCCCAACUUACUUUACAAAGGCACCUAAUGUGACUGAGGCAAAGCCAGAGAAACCCAUUCUUUUGAUCUGGUUGUGGCCGUUUGGUUUCAAAUUUGACAUCAAAGACUGCAUGACCUAUUUCAACAUAGACAGCUGUGUUCUCACAGAUGACCGCUCCUUGUACAGUGCUGCAGAUGGAGUUUUCUUCUAUCAACAGACCAUCGAUAGGAAGCUCAACAUUCUUCCUAAGGGUCCACGGCCAGCAUUCCAAAAAUGGAUCUGGUUCAAUAAUGAAUCUCCAACCAACACUAAAAGAGUUGUUGGAUUUGAUGAUUUGUUCAAUCUGACUAUGACCUUUAGACAAGACUCAGACAUUACUGCUCGCUAUGAGCUGAGCAUUGUGAGAAGUCAGGAACAAUUUGUGCUUCCCCAGAAAAAACAAAUUGUUUGCUGGAUUUCAAGCAAUAACGCUGCGGGGACUGGUGCAUCAACCCGACUGAACUAUUACCAUGAACUAAAGAAGCAUAUUGAUGUGAAAGUAUAUGGUCGAGCUGUCUCAGGAGCAAGUUUUCUAAGGCAUGAAGACUAUUACUCUACCAUUGCUAGCUGCAAAUUUUACUUGGCCUUUGAGAACUCCCUUCAUGAGGGCUACAUCACAGAAAAGUUAAAUGGGCCAAUGGCCAGUGGGACUGUGCCAGUAGUUUUAGGCCCAUCCAGGGAGAACUACGAACAGGUUAUUCCUGCAGACUCAUUCAUCCACGUGAAUGACUUCCCUAACCCAAAAGCUUUGGCUGAGUACCUGCUUCAGUUGAAUCAGAACGAAGACAUGUACAUGCGUUACUUUGCAUGGAGGAAAUACUUCAAAGCUACACCUCAUCUUCUAACAGUACCCAAAGAAUUUCUACAGCCCAUCUGCACUGCCUGUGACCACAUUGCUAAUGACAACACCUAUAAUGUGGUCAAUGAUCUGUUCUGGUGGUACCAUAAAAAUCUUCGUGGGGCCUGGUAGAAAUGAGAUAAGAUCUCUAACUGUGCAUUCAGACCGAAACCGUCAAAAGCGUCAAAAGCGCUGGUGAAGCUCAAAGCGCGACGCUCAACCCAGUUCAGCGUAAAAGCCAUGACGUGAAACAUUCGAACAAACCACAAGCAGCAAUCCUGAGAGAUCGACAUUCUGAAUGGUUGACGCCGAACCGUGUCAUAGCUCAUUACGAUAAAGUUACUGUAACUGAGGCUCAACUUAUUUUUGACGCCUGUGACGCCCAUUAAGCCACACUCACGCCCAGAACGCUUUUGACGCCAAUGCCGACUCUCCAUAGAAAAUGAAUGAUUUCCGGUGCUCUUGGCGCUUUUGACGGUUUUGGUCUGAACGCACAAGGCUGCAUUUACACUGGCAGGCCCUGAUGCACACUUCCGGUUCCCCACCUAUAUCCGGUUUGUAUCUCUUUUCAUCAGUACUCUUCUAGUUUUGGAUCAUUCAAGAAGGGUCUUGAGGCAUAUCUUUUCAAUAUGCACUUAAUCUGUUAAACGCUUCCUAUGGGUUAUGGUUUGUAUAAUAUGAUAUUGCUUUUGUUUUCAUUAGGCCAUUGAUUGAAUGGACAUAGUUGUUUUAUUAUUGCUAUUCUCAAGUCAAGUCAAGUUUAUUUAUAUAGCACAUCUCAUACACAGAGGUCAUUCAGUGUGCUUUACAUAAACAAAAAACAAACAGUAAUUAUAGCAGAUAAAAGCAUAGAUGGGCAAAGAGUAAUAGUAAUAAUAAUAAUAAUUAUUAUUAUUAUUAUUAUUAUUAUUAUUAUAAAAAGAUCAUAAUAGAAAAUAAAAAGAAAGCAUAUAUUAAGAUAAAAUCAAUAAAGAAUAAUUAACAUAAAAGACUCAAGGUGGAAUAAUUAAAAGACAGUUAGCAGAAAGCAUCUGACAACAAUUUGGUCUUAGGUUCGUCUUCUGUCUAAAAUAUGCUAUGGUCUCACCAACUGAUUAUGAAUGGGUUGAAGAAAAAGAAGAAUGGAUUUUGGCGUGACAUUUCUUGUGUCACGGCGGGAGCGUGAGAGUUGGCAACCCUGAAGUGAUAAUUAAAAAAAAAGGAAAUAUUCAACCUUUAAGGACAUCAAUUGUCUUUGUGAAUGAAUAAUGUUUUGUAAAUGCAUAAAUAUUUUCCUUAAAAUACAGGUGUCGUAAGUAUUGGAACGCUUAUGUUAACCUUUGUAUUAAAAUUCCCAUAGAGGCUA